UUGAAUGUUGCGCCAUAUUGGGAGGAUGCCUGCUAGUGCAUUCAAUGCAGUGUUUUGUUGUUCUUAGUCGAUCUUGCUGUGUUAAAACCUGCAAUAGUAUUACCAAGAGUCGUUCAGGACACGGCCCUGGUUCUUUCGAUUUCUCCAUAUAUCAAACAAAACAAGUAACGGUACAUAUCAAACCAAUAAUAGCAGUCCUCCCAAAUUGGCGGCGCCCUUGCAACAUGUAACAUAUUGCGUGACGUCAGCUUCACAUUCUCUAUACCACUGCAGUCAGCCGUGGUGUACCGCAUCAGCUUAAAUUGACUAUUUUCAAAAUUUUCCAUUUCUCUCUGUUUUAAUUCUCCCCAACCGGAAACUGUCCGGGGUUCAUCCUGUGAAACGCGGAAGUAAUGCACUCAUAUUGCCCCCUCCGAUUCUGCGCAGCUUCCGUCUCCUGAGCAUCUUCUUCCGCGCGUUCUACCAGUGUUCAGUCUCUCAUACGCCUUUUCCGACCGCUACAAUCCAGCAUUUUCUCCUCAUCACAUCACCAGUUUGCCGGUCGCAUUUGAUGAUGAACGCAAGGAAGUUAGCAGUGUUUUUGGUCGUUAUUUUGGCCAUUGUCCUUCUGGUCGAGGCAGCGCGGAGCAGGAAAGACUCCAGCAGUCAGAACAGCCUGAAGAGGGCCGCCAGUGGCUUCUAUCAAACCCUCAGCAAUGUCUUCGGAGAGGAGAACAUCAGGGCUCUGUUCAAGUUCUUCACAAAGACUACAGAGAGGUUUGUCCAUGGAGUUGAUUCAUUAUUGGACACCUUGUGGAAACUGUGUGUGGAUCUUCUGGAUGUUAUAGGGAUCGACUCGUCUAACCUGACUCACUACUUCAGCCCAUCCUCCGUGUCAAAUUCUCCAUCCCGUGCUCUGCUCCUGGUUGCAGCUUUGCUGGUGGCCUACUGGUUCUUGUCUUUGUUCCUCAGCGGCUUCUUUUUCAUCCUCCAUACCAUCUUUGGCCGUUUCUUCUGGCUGGCACGUGUGGCGCUGUUCGCUCUCUCCUGCCUGUACAUUCUGCAGAAGUUCGAGGGCGACCCAGAAAAGGCCGUCCUGCCUCUGUGUUUCAUCAUGGCUGUGUACUUCAUGACCGGACCUGUGGGAACAUACUGGCGGAAAGGAGGCGGAUCUGGAACUCUGGAAGAGAAGAUCGACCACCUCGAUACUCAGAUCCGCCUUCUUAAUAUUCGUUUGAGCAGGGUGAUUGAAAACCUGGAACGCUCAAGUGACCAUGACCAAUGAAGGAUAGGGUUUGUGGGAUGGGAUGAGUAGAUUUUUUUUAAAUGUUUCUUUUUGAUGCUUUUUCUCAGGAUUUCCCUAUAUCAUCAUUGCAAAGAAACCUUUUAGUCAGGCAUGAGUUGUAUCUGAUGUUGUACUUUUUUGUUGUUGUGUUUCAUUUUCCAGACUAGAAUGUUUCCAUUGCAUUCGCGCUGUUGUAGUAGAAUGUUUUAGAGUACAUUAGCCAUCCAUUUCUCAGAGUAAAUAUCAGGAUUUUUUUGUAUUUGGUGUGUAAUAGAAGUGUGUCUGAAACUGUUUCUUGGCCUUGAGUUGAGUGUGUUACUCCGUUACGCAGUGUUAUGCCUAAAUGUUCAUAAGCUUUGUUUUACUUUUAUGUGUUGGUAUUUAUCAGUCAUGAAGGCAAUGCUAUGAAAAAGAUAGUUCAGAAACACUCAAAGUGUGAAGUAUAGCCAGUAUCACUGCAUGUUGUCUCCUUUUACGAGGUCACCAGGUGUCACUCUUGAGUUCAGGACCGUGUAGCACUAUCAAUGGUAGAGAUGUAUUUGGUAAUCACUUUCAGAUAGCAGCUAGUCAGCAGAAGCGUGAGGAUAUCUGACCAUUGUCCUGGCAGCUAUAUUACAGUGCUGCAAUGUACGCUGGUAUCUCUGUCCUAAUUCAUCUACGAGACUGCUGUUCUCAUGUGGUAAGAUAACUAAGCACAGGGUAAAACCUGGUCAUGCACUUUGUGCUCAGUAUGAGAUCAUGAGUAGCAGAAUCUGAUUGGUUUCAGAUGGGCCAAUUGUCCUUUCGGGACCUUUCGUGGUGGAUACACUGUAUUAAAGAGGUCAUAUGAUGCGAAUACGUUUUUUUCUGUGACUUUAGUUUGUUAUUAGUUGCCCACGCAUGUAUUAGACACGUAAAAUUGCAAAAAUUAAAGUAUCGCAACAAAAGAUGUAAUCUAUCUAAAAGGUAAAAUGCUCACCUGCCUGAUAAGCCUAGUGUAACCGAACCACCACAAAUGUACGUCAUUUUGUGGUAUGAUUUAACUACGUCCGCCCAAAUGUAACCGCUAGUAAGGUGGCCGUACCUGUCAGUACAAUUGCUUUAGAACCUGAUGUUCCAAAUAUGGUAAGAGGCGUUACAUUUUCGUCACACGCUUGCAGUAUUCGACCAAUCACUACGCACUGGUUAACUGGCCAAUCAUUUGACACCUUGCUUUUCAGAACGAUGAGCUUUGUAAAAAAAAUCUGCGUGUUUCAGAGUGGCGAAGCAAAGAGGAGAUACAAACAUGCAUGUUAUGUGGAAAAUACAGCGUUUUUAACCUUAAAUCGUGUAUACACAUUGAAUUACAUCUUAAACAAAUGAUAAGAUUUGUUUUAGGCGUGUCAUAUGACUCCUUUAAAAUAUACGGAAAGGGAUUUUUUACUAAUGUUUGAAUCCCACUACUGUAACUAUGAUCUUAUUUAUACUAUCUAGGCUAUUCUUAAACGUCAGCUGAAUUCCUGCUCCAGAAUGCCUCAUUACUGCAUGUCUGGUUGUCAUUAAGAUCUAACCUGUCUCAUGCUAUACUUUUCAGAAUGCAGAACUCACAUUCACAUUGAUUUUACAUUUAUUUAUAGUCUAUUGGAUGUAUAACUGUGCAUGCUACUGAAGAUUGGUUGUCACAACAAAUGCUGUUUGCGUACAUGCUUUGAACAUUCAUUCCCUGCCUUAAAGGUAUAUUACUUUUAUUCCAACAUAUUCAACUAUAUUAUCAUUCCAUGCUAUGUUUUAAAAAGUUUUUUUAUGAUUAUCUAAUUCUUACAUUAUCACAUUGUAUUGAAGUUGAGAAAUAGCAUUGAUUGGAAAUUGUAAACAUUUCAUAUUUGCGUCACCAUAUUUUUAUAAUUACUGUGCAUAUUGUUUUUCUAAAUCUAAAUUGUUUUAAUAAAUGUCUCUCAUUUGUUGUAUGCUACCUUUAUUGAAUUUAAAGGCUGUGUUAUGCACUAAAACCACUGAAACCUGUUUUAUUGUAUAUGUUGUGAAGGAUGGUACCUACAAAUUGUCGUUAAAUCAUACAAUGCAAGCACCAGCUUUUGUGUAAUUUUCCAAGAGAUCAACACUCGUAAUUACAAUGCACCAGCAAUAUUGUAAAAUACUGAGAAGUUACACAUCUAAACACUCCCAUAUACAGACAAACUGUGUCAAUUUGCUUUGGAGCGUUAACUAUUUUGCCACAGUAAUAUGCUGUGGAUUUGUGUAUGUUGGAGUUUUGAUUUUGUAAUUUCAAGCAUGAAUCUCAUUCUUGCAGCGCAGCCAUCAUUUGUAUCGGGAUUGCAAUGCUUAUAGAAACACGUUUGACCAGUCAUUUUUUUUAUCUUUUCAAAGUCCUGAAUCACACAUAGAAACCGCUGAAUCUUUGUGAAGUCUAGACCUUAAUUAGUAUCUUUGCCUUGCUAAAUGCCUAGAUUUCUAUCAGGUUUGCUUUUGUACUGUAUAUCAUUUUCAUUAAGAUUGUUCUGCUUGCUGUGGUAUUAUUUGCCCUGUCUGUAUUAUGAUACUCGUUUUAAGGAAAAAUUAUCUUAAGAUAAAAUAAUUGUCCAAAAAUGAUAUAAUAAACAUAAUAUCUGAUUUGA
Molecule: messenger RNA, 3855 nt
Organism: Triplophysa dalaica
Lineage: Eukaryota; Metazoa; Chordata; Actinopteri; Cypriniformes; Nemacheilidae
Gene: bri3bp
Product: bri3 binding protein
Exons: 3
Coding region: 551-1264 (237 amino acids)
Cellular component (GO): mitochondrion
Source: RefSeq, a predicted model, not a curated record